AGAAUCCUAGUCCUUCGGUCCUAUUCUUCUUCUUCUUCUCUCUGCCUGGCUUGCACGAGUUGGGGAUCCAAAUGGAGGAGACUCUCUCGGAAGUGAUGCGCUCACUCCCUCCAGGGUUCAGAUUCCAUGCCACGGAUGAGGAACUUCCGAUUUUUUACUUGAAGCCCAAGAUUCUUGGACGACCCGACGAACCCUACUACGACAUAAUCCCAGAGAUCGAUGUGUGCGAAAUCGAACCAUGGCAACUGCCCGCCAUGUUCGAUCCCAUGUUCAACGGGAAGGAGAUGUUUUUCUAUUGCCGCGUGAAGCGCAAGUAUUCGAACAGCAGGCGCUCCGACCGCACGACUGGCACCGGUUACUGGAAAGUGACUGGCAAGGAACGCGCCAUCAUGAGCGAGGACACCAACGAGCAGAUAGGAAUCAAGAAGACGCUGGUGUUCUACAAAGGCCGCGUGCCUAAAGGCAAAAGGACCAAUUGGGUCGUGCACGAAUAUCACCUAAAUUCCAAGUGUUUGGGCGAUAAUCACAGCGAAGGCGAGAUGCUGCCUUAUGUGGCGUGUCGGAUCAAGAACAAGAAAGACAAGCAAGUGAUGAUGGGUCACGCUCCAACAAUCAGCCCUGAAGGCUAUUCAAGCAGCCCAUACACAUGCACUAGCGAUGUAUCAGACACCCCUGGGAAUCAAGAAGGGGACUUACCGAGCCUUUGCAACACCCCCAACAAUGAAGUUGCUGAUGUUCAACCCGAGAUGGUAGUGACUGUGAGAAAGUCAAUGGAGUCGCUCACACUGGAUGACUAUGUAUCAGACCAUAACAUCGCUCAACCCUAUCAGGCACAGGCUGUUUAUGCUCAACCAGAGAUGUCGCUGGAAGAGUUAAUGGAUUUGCUCCCUCCAUUGGAGACGGAAAAUGACCAUGUAUCAGACUACAUCAACACUCCGGUCUAUCAGCCACAGCCAGGAGAGGCGGAAGGAUUGUCUCCCUAUUUUGACUAUGGAUACAUGCCAUCUCCAUGCAGCAAUUUCGGUUUGGGGUGGGGCAUUGUCUGAGGACUUCUGUCGAUCAUGAUAUGGAAGGAGUUGUGCGCGAGCAUGUGUGGGUUUUUACUUGUUAAUGUAUUUAGUAUUGUGAAGGGAAACAUUAGUAGUUUGGUAAUUUGUGCCUGUAUUAGUUUGAGAGUCGUGCUUUUUAUUUUGUUUUCUUCAAGGUUGUGUUCUCUGCUAACUAAGAUGUAAUAAU
Molecule: messenger RNA, 1236 nt
Organism: Rhodamnia argentea
Lineage: Eukaryota; Viridiplantae; Streptophyta; Magnoliopsida; Myrtales; Myrtaceae
Product: protein NTM1-like 9
Exons: 4
Coding region: 72-1046 (324 amino acids)
Biological process (GO): regulation of DNA-templated transcription
Molecular function (GO): DNA binding
Source: RefSeq, a predicted model, not a curated record